Ramularia collo-cygni is the source of this 1728-nucleotide messenger RNA. Its product is annotated as Sulfate adenylyltransferase. Gene Ontology annotation, biological process: sulfur amino acid metabolic process. Lineage: Eukaryota; Fungi; Ascomycota; Dothideomycetes; Mycosphaerellales; Mycosphaerellaceae. The coding region runs from base 1 to 1728 and encodes 575 amino acids. Gene Ontology annotation, cellular component: cytoplasm. Gene Ontology annotation, molecular function: ATP binding; sulfate adenylyltransferase (ATP) activity; adenylylsulfate kinase activity. The transcript is spliced from 2 exons. The record is from RefSeq and is a predicted model, not a curated record.
AUGGCCAAUCCUCCACACGGCGGCGUCCUCAAGGACCUGAUUGCCCGCGAUGCGCCUCGACGAGAUGAACUCUCCGCCGAAGCUGAGAAGCUCCCAGCCAUUGUGCUUGGAGACCGCCAGCUCUGUGAUUUGGAGCUGAUCCUCAACGGAGGCUUUUCCCCGCUYGAGGGCUUCAUGAAUGAGAAGGACUACAACGGGGUGGUGAAGGAGAACCGUCUUGCGGAUGGCAACCUCUUCUCAAUGCCCAUUUGCUUGGACUUGAGCAAGGAAACCAUUCAACAGCUCGGCGUCAAGCCUGGUGCUCGCAUCACGCUCCGCGACUCUCGAGACGACCGCAACCUCGGAAUCCUCAACGUGGAGGAUGUGUACCAGCCCGAUAAGCACAAGGAGGCCAAGGAGGUCUUUGGCGGUGACCCAGACCACCCUGCUGUCAAGUUCCUCUUCAACCAGACCAACGACUUUUACGUCGGCGGCAAGAUUGAUGCAAUUGACCGCCUUAUGCACUACGACUAUGUCGGACUUCGCUACWCCCCAGCGGAGCUGCGCCUGCACUUUGACAAGCUUGGCUGGUCCAAGGUUGUGGCUUUCCAAACGCGAAACCCCAUGCACCGCGCUCACCGAGAGCUGACUGUCCGUGCCGCUCGUGCUCGCCAAGCGAACGUCCUUAUUCACCCCGUUGUUGGCAUGACCAAGCCAGGUGAUAUCGACCACUUUACGCGUGUCCGCGUCUACCAGGCACUCCUCCCACGCUACCCCAACGGCAUGGCUGUCCUCGGACUUCUCCCACUUGCCAUGCGCAUGGGUGGUCCUCGUGAGGCUAUCUGGCACGCCAUCAUUCGCAAGAACCACGGUGCCACCCACUUUAUUGUUGGUCGUGACCACGCUGGUCCAGGCAAGAACAGCAAGGGCGAGGAAAUCUACGGACCGUACGACGCACAGUAUGCUGUGGAGAAAUACCGUGAUGAGCUUGGAAUCGAGGUGGUGCCAUUCCAGCAGAUGACAUAUCUGCCCGACACCGACGAGUACAUGCCCAAGGAUGAGGUGCCAAAGGAGGUCAAGACUCUUGACAUCUCCGGAACUGAGCUCCGUCGUCGUUUGAGGACCGGUGGUGAUAUCCCUGAGUGGUUCUCCUACCCUGAGGUUGUCCGCGUCCUUCGCGAGUCACACCCUCCUCGCAACAAGCAGGGAUUCACCGUAUUCCUUACCGGCUACGUCAACUCUGGCAAGGAUGCUAUUGCGCGUGCGUUGAAUGUCACCCUCAACCAGCAGGGCGGUCGCUCUGUCACUCUCCUUCUUGGUGAGAAUAUCCGCAGCGACCUGUCUUCCGAGCUCGGGUUUUCCGAGGAGGAUCGCAACAAGAACAUUCAGCGCAUUGGCUUCGUUUCCUCUGAGCUCACUCGCUCUGGAGCUGCCGUCAUCGCCGCACCGAUCGCCCCAUUCACUGCAUCUCGCAAGGCUGCUCGCGAACUUGUUGAAAAGUCGGGAUCCUUCUACCUUGUUCACGUCGCGACACCACUCGAGCACUGCGAGAAGACUGACCGUCGCGGAAUCUACGCCAAGGCACGCCGCGGCGAGAUCAAGGGCUUCACCGGUGUCGAUGACCCCUAUGAGGCGCCCGAUGCCAAAGAGGCCGAUCUUGUGGUUGACAUCAGCAAGGACAACGUCCGAACGGCAGUGCACCAGAUUGUGCUUCUGCUUGAAGCCGAGGGACUGUUGGAUCAAUUGUAA